AACGGGAACAGAGACCACAUUGCUCCGUGCACACGCUAUCGUGUUGGAUCCGUCAUGUGGACGUUUAUAUCUGCUGUGUUCACCAGAGCGUGUUUUAUUCUUGUAUCGCUGGUAGGAGUCUGUAGAGUGGCAUGGGUCAUGAAAAACCCUUUCUACUGGCUUCUGACGCUCCUCUUCCUACCUCAAGUCGUCGAGAUGGUGGUCACCAUGACAAGGAGAAGAGGAAAAGAUUAUAAAUGGUAUUCUCCAGCCAUUCUUCUGUUCCUCAUCAGCAUCAUUCCCUCCAUCUGGAUCCUGGAGCUCCAUCACCACCAGAACAUUUCCAAGGAGCCACAGGUGAUCCCCGCAGAGAAACUAGCAAACCAAGAUCCCAUGAACCAUGACUGUCAGUAGCCGCAAUCAUUUUAGAGUUGAUUUUUGUGGAUAAAUACUAAGAAGAACAUUAAUAAUAGAAUGCAUGAUAGUGAUACGGCCGUUGAAUCAACACCGCAAUACAUGUGGUUAAUUCUGUCAGCUAUCUGUAAUAAGCUAAUAUCCACCAGUCACUGUCUAUCUGUAAUACGCUAAUAUCCACCACUCACUGUAUGUGAUAAGCUACUACCUAUCACUCACUGUCUAUCUGUAAUAAGCUAAUAUCCACCACUCACUGUCUGUAAUAAGCUAAUAUCCACCACCACUCACUGUCUGUCA
Molecule: messenger RNA, 690 nt
Organism: Gadus macrocephalus (Pacific cod)
Lineage: Eukaryota; Metazoa; Chordata; Actinopteri; Gadiformes; Gadidae
Product: transmembrane protein 26-like
Exons: 2
Coding region: 55-393 (112 amino acids)
Source: RefSeq, a predicted model, not a curated record